This is a messenger RNA of Zasmidium cellare ATCC 36951, 2217 nucleotides long. RefSeq lists its product as uncharacterized. Bases 1 to 2217 code for a protein of 738 amino acids. NCBI's taxonomy places the organism in Eukaryota, Fungi, Ascomycota, Dothideomycetes, Mycosphaerellales, Mycosphaerellaceae. The transcript has 2 exons. Gene Ontology annotation, molecular function: protein binding. The record is from RefSeq and is a predicted model, not a curated record.
AUGGCGUCCGACGCUGCUACCAACAUCGACAAGUCGGUGGCAAUGGCAUCGGCGGCCGCUCCGACCAUGGUACCAGAUGCCAACACGACCGACAACCUCCAGGAGGUCCAGAAAGGCUUCCUCAAGCUCCCAGAAGAGCUGGUCUCCAACAUCGCCUGCAAGUUGGGCUCCGAUGACCUGUUCGCCCUGCGCUUGACAUGCAGAGACCUCGAGAACAAGUCGUUACACGAGUUCGCCACCGAGUAUUUUGGGUCGAAAUGCUUCAUGUUCACCACGGAGAGUCUCAAGGUGUUCGUAAACAUCGCCAAGAGCGAGAAGCUCCGGCACUACUUCCAGAAGGCCUACAUCAUAACCGCCAGUGCGACCGAGCGCCAGGUUCAGUGCUGCCAUCGUGGAGGAUGUGCUUGGAACCCGACCGUCCGCGAGCACGAAGCAUUCAUCGAAUACAAGAACGACCAGCGCCAGCUUCAAGACAAGGGCGGUGACUUGAAGCUUCUCUCCGAGGCCUUCUCGCAUCUCCCCCGUCUCGAGCGCCUGACUCUGGUCGAUCAACCCCGGCAGCUUCCAAGAUCCGUGAAGUGCUACGGACUGAGGAAGUUCACACGAACCACCGGCAUUCCAGCUUCUUAUCGACCCGUCGACGCAUCGUUCGCCGACGAGUACUACCCAUGGUUGACCCAUGUCUUUCGAACGAUGAUCUUGGCAGUGACCAAGAGCGGAAUCAGCACCCUUACCGACUUGCAUACGCAUCUCAACCUCGACCAGCCCUAUGGCCUGUCGCCAACUACGGACCUUCAGUUCAAGUCCACCACGCUCGACCAAUUGACCAAGGCCUUCAGCAACCUCACUACCGUCGACCUCUGUCUCCGCAGUCGCUCGCUUCGUGUCGGAAAGACUGACAGUCAGGAGGAGUUGAAAGUCGCGGCUCGCUCGGUGAAGAGCUUUGCACGAGUACUGAAGAACGUGACGUGUCUUACGUUGGCGGCUGAUGUCGGACAAUGGUCUGGGCAAAUCCUCAAAUCACUGGCCAGCAACAUCGACCUGGGCAAGCUUACGAAGUUUCAGCUCGACGGCUUUCUGGUCGACAUGGAAACGCUCGCUGCCAUCGUCUGCCAACUAAAAUCAGCUCACAUGAUCACAUUCAUGCUGGUUGAGAUCUGUCAUGGGUCGUGGGUCCCACUACUCAAGGCUCUCGAGAAAUUACCGAGUCUCGAUCACCUCCACAUGUACUACCUUCAAGCUCAUGGGCAGAAGUGCUUCUUCCUCGAGAAGCCAGACGAGGACGAGGAUCUGACCGAACCGUCGUGGCUCGAUCCCCUCACUGGAGAUAUUCUUGGAGCUGGUGGUGACGAGGGCGAGGACGACAGUGGUUGGUCUGACGCAGACGACGACGAGGAUGAGGAUGAGAAGGGCGAGGAGGGUGACGAGAAAGAGGAGGAUGAAGAGGAAGAAGAAGAGGGGGAGGAAGAAGAAGAAGAAGAAGAUGAAGAUGAUGAUGAUGAUGACGAUGGAGAGAGCCUGCCAGAUCUUCUGGAUCCAGCAGGAUCCUCACUUCCUCAGGAGGCUCCAGAAGAGGCCGUUGAUUCAACGAUGCCACGGCCCAAGGCUAAGAAACCAGUGAAGAAGGCAGCACAAGCCUCCUCUACGCAGGGGACCAAAUCACCAAGUGGCUGUCUGGCCCGCACAGAUAAGCAUCAUCGUGCCCCAGGAGUCAAGUCUGGCGAGCGUGGCUAUUACAUCUGCGUAGAAGGCGAGGAGAUUCGAGAGCAACUGCCGACAUUCGCGAAAGAGUACAACCUGGGCGGCGGUCCAAUGGGCGAUCUCGACUUCAAUGGACUUGUGGGCAACCUCGCCCAGUUUCCUGCAGGCGCUGGUGGUGUUGGCGGCAUGUUCGCAAUGCCAGUGCCUAUGCCUGCUCCACCAGGUACAGGCGCGGGUGCACAAGCUGCACCAGCUGCGGGGCCCAACAUGCCUCCUCUCCCAGCACUCGGAGGCAUCUUCUCACUCUUCGGUGGCCCUCUUCCACAGGAGCCACCAGCUCAGAACCCUCCAGGUCCAGGAUUUCCGCUGGGCCCGACGGCUGCCAAUCCAGGUCAAGCGGCGCCUACGACCACUGCUUCCAAUGCAAACGCUCCGAACACGCAAGACGAUCACGAGGAGGGAUGGUGGGAGGAUGGCGAGGUGGCUGAAGGUGGUGCUUUGGAUGAUGUCGACUGA